AUGUGGAAUAUAACCUGUGGCAGCUCGACCCUCUCUACGAAAAUCUAUCUAUCUAUCUAUCUCACUCCGUCCAUAGAUAGAUAUGAUCUAUCUAUCUAUCUAUCUAUCUAUCUAUCUAUCUAUCUAUCUAUCUGUUCUUCUCCGUUCAUAUCUAUCCAUCUGUCUAUCCAUCUAUUACAGACAACGGCUGGUAUCCCGUCCCCACCGCCAGCGCCUCCGCGUUCUUCUUCUUCUUCUUCUUCUUCUUCUUCUUCUUCUUCUUCUUCUUCUUCUUCUUCUUCUUCUUCUUCUUUCUAUUUCUCAUCAAUAUUUUUUCUUUUCUGUCUUCCCGCCUUUCUUCCUCAUUUUCUGCUUUCUUUUUUAUCGAUCUCAUUUCUUAAUUUUUUUUUCCUUUCCUUACUUGAGUUUCUUUUUUUUAACAAUAUUAUUCUUUUUUUUUCUUUUUUUUUAAGCAACCUACUUUUUCUUCCGUUUUCUUUUCUUUUUCUUCUUCCCGUCUUUUUUUUUUCUAUUUCUUCUUUUAUUUUUCUUACUUCUUCUUCGUCAUAUUUUAUAAACGGCUUUAUUAUCUUUUAUUUUCUUUAA
Messenger RNA from Acanthosepion pharaonis, 585 nucleotides. The record is from the annotation of a GenBank genome assembly. Lineage: Eukaryota; Metazoa; Mollusca; Cephalopoda; Sepiida; Sepiidae.